Malurus melanocephalus (red-backed fairy wren) is the source of this 4569-nucleotide messenger RNA. RefSeq names its product LARGE xylosyl- and glucuronyltransferase 2 (gene LARGE2). Gene Ontology annotation, biological process: protein O-linked glycosylation via mannose. The transcript is spliced from 16 exons. Gene Ontology annotation, molecular function: xylosyltransferase activity; glucuronosyltransferase activity. The record is from RefSeq and is a predicted model, not a curated record. NCBI's taxonomy places the organism in Eukaryota, Metazoa, Chordata, Aves, Passeriformes, Maluridae. The coding region runs from base 962 to 3181 and encodes 739 amino acids.
GCUUUUAUCCUCGCGUCCGUGCGUGACAGCGGCUGUCCCCGCCGUGGGGCCAGAACGGGGAGCAGAAGGGCGGUGGUUGGGCCGUGCAGUGGGAGCUCUCCCGGAGCCCACGCAGGACUCGCACGGUCGGUGUUUGCUGCACUAGCACGGCUGUCCCCGCUCGCAGGCGGAAGAGGCGCGGGGCCCGCCUGGCUGCAGCCUGUUGCAGAAGUGGCUCCAACCUGUGCCCGUCCCGCUCUCCCUCUCUCCGUGCCGUGCCCUGCCCCGGCUCUGCCUCCCGCUCAGCCGAGGCUCAGCGCCCCUGCCCGCAGCCGCGCCUGGUCUCGCAUGCUGCCCGGGGCAAAGAUCGGCGGUGCCCGUGGGCCAAGAGGCGCUUCGUGGCCUCUCGGGUGCGCACAGAGCUGGGCCGAGCCGCCCCUCCUUCCUCCUGUCCGGUUACCUCCGCACAAUGGGCACAGUGUGUGCCUGCGGCUUCCUCGGCGGGAAUUACAGUUGCAUGGGCAGGCACUUUAUCCUUCCUGAUCUCUCCUUUUCCCCCCCGAGGGUUUGUUUUCCAGCAGGCUGAGUUCAAAAAGGGCACGAGAUACCGCUGGCAAGCAGUCUGGCACUAAACAAACCUUUUUAGUCAGAAUCACAUGGAUUAGACCCAACUUUCCAUUCACGUGCGGUGCUACCUGCGAGCUUCUCUGAAUUUCAUGAUGGCUGGGCUGUUAGAGUAAGUGCGAAGGUGACAGCAAGCUCCAAAACUCUCAAGUACAGCUGAGAUGUCUUUUCUGCCCUUCAAGCUAAGAAACCUUGGUUAGAGGGGGUCCUUACAGGCACCACCAGGCCCUGCAAACUUCUCCAGCAGUUCCUAGAUACUCCUGCAACAUUGGCAGCCUUCAAAGGCUCUAGGAUGCCAGGGCCAGCUGGACUCGGGCUGCCCACCUGAUCCUCAUUGCCCCUGUCCUGCCAGCACAUCAUGUUGCGCUCCUGGCGCAUGAAGCUGAAGCUGCUGCUCGCCACAGUGACCCUGGCCAUUCUCYUCUCCUGGCUCUACCUCUUUGUGGGCAGCCUCGAAUAUGGCCGCUUCCUCCUGCUGCCGCCGUGUCUGGGCGAGCAGCCGAGCCGGGAUGUGGAGCGGGAGGCGCUGGCCUCACGGGUGCGCAGGGUGGAGGAGGAGAACCAGCAGCUGCGGCUGCAGCUCGGCCAGGCACAGGCGGAGGGCAGCGAUGGCAGCCCGCAGUGGGGAGCUUCUGCUGAGGACAGAGACGCCCCCAGGGGCGAGAGGAGCAACCGCACRGCCUGCCCCAAGCAGCGGACAGUGCACAAGUGUGAGCUCCUGCACGUUGCGAUUGUGUGUGCUGGGCACAAUGCGAGCCGGGACGUGGUCACCCUGGUGAAAUCCAUCCUCUUCCACAGGAAAAACCCCCUCCACUUCCACUUCAUCACGGACUCGGUGGCCCACCAGAUCCUCCAGACGCUCUUCCAGUCCUGGAUGGUGCCUUCUGUCCAUGUCAGCUUCUACAACGCCGAUGACUUGAAGGCAGAGGUGUCGUGGAUCCCCAACAAGCACUACUCCGGCAUCUAUGGGCUGAUGAAGCUGACACUUACCAAGGCACUGCCCUCCAACCUCUCCAAGGUCAUUGUCUUGGACACGGACAUCACCUUUGCCACUGACAUUGCUGAGCUCUGGGCUGUCUUCGGGAAGUUUUCUGAAAAGCAGGUGAUUGGGCUGGUGGAGAACCAAAGUGACUGGUAUUUGGGCAACCUGUGGAAAAACCACAAACCAUGGCCAGCCCUGGGACGUGGCUUCAACACGGGGGUGAUCCUGCUCCUGCUGGACCGCCUACGGCGCCUGGGCUGGGAGCAGAUGUGGCGGCUGACAGCRGAGCGGGAGCUCAUGAGCAUGCUCUCCACCUCACUGGCUGAUCAGGAUAUCUUUAACGCGGUGAUCAAACAGGAUCCAUCCCUGGUGUACCGGCUUCCCUGCUUCUGGAACGUGCAGCUGUCAGAUCACACCCGCUCAGAGCAGUGCUACACUGAGCUCUCAGAUCUAAAGGUGAUCCACUGGAACUCGCCCAAGAAGCUGCGGGUGAAAAACAAGCAUGUGGAGUUCUUCCGUAACCUCUACCUGACCUUCUUGGAGUAUGACGGGAACCUGCUGCGCAGGGAACUUUUUGGCUGUGCCAGUCUUCCCAGCCCCCCCAGGGACCAGUUACAGCAGGCGCUGGAAGAGUUGGAUGAAGACGAUCCCUGCUAUGACUUCCGCCAGCAGCACCUCAUGCAGCACCGCAUCCACCUGUUUUUCCUGCAGUACGAGUUCCUGGCCCUCCCCGACCCCACCGAUGUCACCCUCGUGGCCCAGCUCUCCAUGGACAGGUUACARAUGCUGGAGGCCAUCUGCAAGCACUGGGCAGGGCCCAUCAGCCUGGCGCUGUACAUGUCGGACGCCGAGGCGCAGCAAUUCCUGCGCUAUGCCCAGGCCUCGGAGGUGCUGAGCGCGCGCCGCAACGUCGCCUACCACAUUGUGUACAAGGAGGGGCAGUUCUACCCCAUCAACCUCCUGCGCAACGUGGCCUUGGCCAACACGCAGACGCCGUACGUCUUUCUGACGGACAUCGACUUCCUGCCUAUGUAUGGCCUCUAUGAUUACCUCAGGAACUCCAUCCAACAGCUGGAGCUGCCCCAGAGGAAGGCGGCUCUCAUCGUGCCGGCAUUUGAGACCCUGCACUACCGUCUGACCUUUCCCAAAUCCAAAGCAGAGCUGCUCUCCAUGCUGGACAUGGGCUCCCUCUACACCUUCAGGUACCACGUGUGGCCAAAAGGCCACGCCCCAACGGACUACGCCAAAUGGCGGACAGCCACUGUGCCCUACCGYGUGGCGUGGCAGCCAGACUUCGAGCCUUACGUUGUAGUGAGGCGAGACUGCCCCAAGUAYGACCAGAGGUUCGUGGGCUUCGGCUGGAACAAAGUCUCCCACAUCAUGGAGCUGGACGCGCAGGAGUACGAGCUGCUGGUCCUGCCCAAUGCCUUCAUGAUCCACAUGCCCCAUGCCCCCAGCUUCGACAUCUCUAAGUUUCGCCUGAGCGCAGGGUACCGGGGCUGCCUCCAGACGCUGCGGGAGGAGUUCCACCAGGACCUGUCCCGGCGAUACGGGGCUGCUGCACUCAAAUACCUCACUGCCGAGAGAAGCCUGUGACACCUGGGGACAGUGGGUGWGGGGUACAAGCAGCACACUGGAGAAGGGAGGGCACAGGGCCUCCCUCCUGCCCCUGCCCACCGCCACAGCCCGGCCCGAGGGAACCGAAUCUGCAGUACAGCCUCUCCAGCUCACCAAAGGGAUGCCUGUAGAUAACAUGGAAGAUAUCAGCUGCAAGARCAGGCAGUGCCUGCAGGUCAAGCUGCUGUGGCCUUCCUGUGGUACAGGAGAACCCCCCCAUGCCAGGGGCCAGGGGUGGAGUCUUCUCCCUAACCUCUUUCAGUGGAUGUGGAUUCCUGGUCUUCACUAGCCCACCUCACCUAGAGGCCUGGAUCCUCCAGAGACAUGGGAGCUGUACCUUACUCUGUUCUGCCUCUGCUCAAUGGUCCCAGGUCCCAGUCCUCCACCCACCACUCCAGGGCUUUGAUGAGCUGGAGAUGAGGUUGUAGGGCAGCAUCCCUUUACAUCCUUUGUGGAGUAACCUCAGAAGAAGCCUUCUGGCAUUCUGGGUGGAAUGGCCAGGGAGUACUGGGAGGAGUUGGAGCCUUGUUUCAAUCCCAGAUCGAGGCUGGCUGGUUAGUGGGGGGAAAURUUAUUAUUCCCCAUCUGUCUGGAUGCAGUCUCCAGKGGAGCUGGCCCUGUACWWGUGGUGUGGGAGUCUCCCAGAGUAGGAUGGGCUGUCUGCUGUCCMCAGCAGUGAGCUCCCAGGAUGGAGCUGCACCUCCCAGCUGGGAGCAGCCAUGCCGAUGACAGACCCUGUCCUGUGCUGGCAUUGCCCCGCAGGGUAGGGCAGGGCUGCCAACCCUCCCUGUGGGCAAAACAGCAGCUUUGUGGGCCAGCACAUGCUGGGAGAAGUGCCUGGAAGGGACCACCCUGCUCCUCCCCAGCUCUUGGCAGCACAGUCCACAUUGCUAUCACCAAUCAGGGAUGUGACUGACAUGGGACAAGACCACAGCUGAGCACUGUGGCAGGAGCCCCAUGCUGGGAGCAGCUUGACUGGACACUGUUCUACUGCUAUCACACACUGGAGCACAGAGGAUGCGUUGCUUUCCUCACAYUAUUUAAAUUAUUUAAUACUUUUCUCAUGAGAAUUCAGUAAUUAGGGUGUCUGGGUUUUUUUGUUUUAAUCUUUUCUUCUUCCCAGAUGAUUUUGCUGGUGGCCCUGGAGGCUCUCCAGGCCAGUUGCUGCUGCAGUCUCCACUGUUCUCUUCUUAGCUUUGCUCUGGGCUGCAAGACCCAGCUCUGUGCAGGGUGAGGAUUUCCGUCCAUGGUGGGAGAGGCUAAGAGGAACCAUAGAAAACGCGGGGUAUGGAAAGGGCACAAGCGCCUCUUGCUUAUUCUCUGUUUUUAAUUUAAUUUUUAAAUUAAAGCUUUUUUAUUCUUUUUCA